Messenger RNA from Phycomyces blakesleeanus NRRL 1555(-), 2874 nucleotides. RefSeq lists its product as hypothetical. The transcript is spliced from 5 exons. The record is from RefSeq and is a predicted model, not a curated record. The coding region runs from base 1 to 2874 and encodes 957 amino acids. Lineage: Eukaryota; Fungi; Mucoromycota; Mucoromycetes; Mucorales; Phycomycetaceae.
AUGAUCAACAAGAACCGUGCAAACUUGAUCGAAGGUGGUUUCACCUACAACAAGGACGAAGCAACGACCCUAGCGGCCAGUCAACAGGAAUGUGCCACUCUGGAGGCCAUAAUUGCAAACUUGACCUGCAAGUCUGAAGAAUUGGCAGCUAACUACCAAUCCGUGCUGGAAAAGCUUGACAGGCUAAUGGCUUUGCAAGCCACUGGAGCUGCCAGAGCAGCCUUUGCGUCAACUGGUAAGGACUCACUGAUGGCAUCAAAACAUGCCCCGAAAGCCUUGACAGUUGACAGCAACAGCAACAUCUGCAUCCGAUGCGCUAACUGCAGCACCACCACAAACAACAGCACCAUCACCAUCACCAACAGCACCAUCACCAUCACCAACAGCAACCAAAACAACAGAAACAAAAGCAACAACAGCAAUAAAAAUAAUACCAACAAAAAGAGCAACCCGCAAAACAAGACAGGCAGCAACGAAGUAGCUGGCCAAAUGUCAUAUGCCACACAAGCAAAGAAGGGCAUAGAUGCCAAGCAGGCCAAGCAGAAAGUCCAAGUCCGCAGAGUCCAGGGACAACAACUCCUCCAAAAACCCACUGACCCAUCUGAGUACGAAUUUGUCUACCUCCCGGCCAAAAGAUACGUUAAGUACCAAGAAAUGAGAAAGAUAUUCAGUUCCUUCAAGAUCCCCACUUCCUGCAUUCUUGACAUCCAAUUCCUGGGCAGAGGGAUGGUGGCCCUCCUCAUAAAUGGAGAGUUCCAUGAAGAACUCAUUGCACUGCUUGGAAAAGCCAAGGUUGUCCCACUGGGGAACUUUGAUCUGACCACAGCAGACGUGAUCGCAGAUCCCAAGUUGAAGGAAGAGGCCAUCGAGAUUAGGGCAAGAAAAGCUCAGGACCUAUUUGACGCACGUCUGGUCAAGGCAAGUCUCAGCAUGUCAACAUAUCUUGGUCACAGUGUCAUCCACCAUUUCUCGUCCGAAAAGGCUGUGAGUCCACCAAAACGCCAAUCACCACAACACAUGAAUAGACUGAAGAUCGGUUUAUUUAACGCCAAUGGACUACAGCCCAAAUUGGUGAAUGUGAUAGAUGCUUGUGAGACGAACGAUAUUGAUAUUUUUUUUGUUACAGAGACUUUCCUGCCUAAGAGUGCUCCUGCUCUCCAGUGCCCUUGGACCCAGAUACACAACUUUGCUAUUCCAACGACGUCACCAAAGCCAAUAGAUGGCAUCUCGCUACUUAUAAGGCCAGAUUUUCCUCAUCAUGUACACCCCCUUCUAAUCAUUAACCCCCACGGUGUCUCAUGUAGGAUCGAUCCCUAUACUAUACACUGUAUAUACCUCUCACCACGAUUGACAUCCUCUGAGUGUCAAGAGUGGCUGGCAUUGUUACCCGUCGACGACUUCAUUGUUUGCAGCGACUUCAACACUCGACUACACCACACAACUGGGGACACUCGAGGAGAACCACGAAGUGAAAUUAUGGCAAAGUGGGUUAGAAGUAAGGAUUUAACAUUGCAGAAUUCGGAGUUGGCCUUUGGCCUCCCAACAUACAAGAGAGUCCAUACAUCUGGCAGGGUCUUCAAAAGUAUUAUUGAUUUCUUCUUGUUGCGAGAGGAGCAAUUCCAUGAUAUGCAAAUGAAAAUCCAUGACGAACUCGCCUUGGACUCUGAUCACCACCUUUCCCAUGCUGAGUAUGUAGCAGCAAACCAAGAUCUGCGAACAGCAGUUUGGGUGGCACGACGACAAAUCUGGUACGAUUUCUGCGACAAAAUCCAAAAGGCUCCUUCAGAGAUGGUGAGCGCGUUAAAGAGAAUAAAGAUUUGGCGACGAUCUCCAAUUUCUCUGGCAUUUCCAGAAGGACCACUUACAGCUGCUAAUAACAUGAUCGACUACCUUGAGAAUGUUUUUGGUGGAUCUAUGGAAAUACAGACUGAACAGGCGGUUACACCAAUGGAGAGGGAAGUACCAUGGGACGUAGACCAAAUCCUGCAGAAGGCCCAAAAUACGUGUCUCCGGACAUGUAUUCGACGGCCCAAUGCAACGAAGGGAGUAGUUUAUAUCACUGCAUUAGCUGCUCUACCCAGCCUAUUCACCCGUUCCCAUGCUCUUCAAGCCAAAUUUCUUCGUCGUGCCAAAACACUACCCUCAGACUCCCUAAUCAAAGCUCUUACCACGCAGCUGGACCUUUCCAAAGAAAAAACGACAUGGGGUGAGCUUCGUCGUAGUAUACUCUGGAAAAAGGCCCAAUUUCUGAAAGAACAUCAACCUCGGUUGAAGGACCCAUUAAAAGAAGCUUAUGUUCUACUGUGCCAAAAAGAAAUCAACAUGCAGCUUGCGAGUGUGAACCGUCUGGUGAUCAUUGCUAGAGGCUUUUCAGAACGACGCCACCUAAUCAAAUGGCGAAUUGCUUGGCUACCACCUACACCAUCAGUUGAGUGCCAAUGUGGCGCUAUCAAGGGUAACCAAAACCACAUGCUCAUAUGCCCCGCCACAAUCACUCUCGUUCAAAAACUCUGGUCUUUGAUGGAUCCUGCUCCUCCCCCAGAGGUUCAUCUCAUCGACUAUGCUCUCAACUGUCUCCCCAGAUCUUUCAUAUCGCCUUGUAUGUGGUGCGAUUGGUGGCCGUGCUUGCUUGCCUUGCUACGUACUGUUGAUCAAACCACCUCAUCCUACAAACUGCCAGAAGAAAAAGCUCAUGGUCAAAUCCUCAUCGACCUUGCAGCAAAAUUCCGUGCCACAAAACCAACCCGUCCCCACCGCAUCCCGCCGCCCACCCAAGAACCUGUUCCUGGUGAUCCGUUCCCUCAUCUUCUAUCCGAAAUUUCCACCGUUCCUCAUCAACCCCCUCCAUAUGUGUCCGCCCAAAAUUGUGCCUAG